UCCGGCAUCAUUAGAUAACGAAUUGCUUUUGCAGCCGGCGACAGUUUCCCUCAACAUGGCCAACAUUGCUAAAAUCUUCGCUUCUCGCGCACACAACGUGCUCCAGGCAGCCGCCAGACAGCCACAGGUGGCCACCAGAUUCACCCGCAGCGCUUCCACGGCCAACAACUGGGAGUUCAUUAAGACCGAUGUGACGGGUGAGAAGAAAAAUGUGGCCGUGAUCACAUUGAACCGUCCCAAGGCUCUGAAUGCCCUCUGCAACGGACUCAUGAAGGAAAUCUCCACCGCCCUGCAGGAGUUUACCAAGGACAAGAACAUCGCCGCCAUUGUGCUGACUGGCAGUGAGAAAGCCUUCGCCGCCGGCGCCGACAUCAAGGAGAUGGUGGGCAACACCUACUCGCAGUGCAUUCAAGGAAACUUCCUCAAUGACUGGGUUGAGGUGGCCCGCACCCAGAAGCCCAUCAUUGCUGCUGUGAAUGGCUACGCCCUCGGUGGUGGCUGUGAGCUAGCCAUGAUGUGUGACAUAAUCUAUGCCGGUGACAAGGCCAAGUUUGGCCAGCCUGAGAUCGCUCUGGGCACCAUUCCCGGAGCUGGCGGCACCCAGCGACUCACUCGCGUUGUGGGCAAGUCCAAGGCGAUGGAGAUGUGCCUCACUGGCAACAUGAUCAGUGCCCAGGAGGCCGAGAAGCUCGGUCUGGCCAGCAAGGUCGUUCCAGCCGAUCAGCUGCUCGCCGAGGCCAUCAAACUGGCCGAGAAAAUUGGCACACACUCGAGCCUGAUUGUCCAGCUGUGCAAGGAGUCGGUGAACACGGCCUACGAGACAACUCUCCAGGAGGGUCUGAAAUUCGAGCGUCGCACGUUCCACGCCACGUUUUCCACGGCCGAUCGCAAGGAGGGCAUGACUGCGUUUGCAGAGAAGCGCCCAGCCAACUUCACUAACGAAUAAACUCAACUGUCUUUGAAGUCUUCCCAGCCAGCAUUGCAUUUAUAUCCCUUGUGUUAUUAGUACGCAAAUAAAAACGUUUAAACUUGUA
Drosophila obscura is the source of this 1034-nucleotide messenger RNA. RefSeq names its product probable enoyl-CoA hydratase, mitochondrial (gene Echs1). Gene Ontology annotation, cellular component: mitochondrion. Gene Ontology annotation, biological process: fatty acid beta-oxidation. The record is from RefSeq and is a predicted model, not a curated record. Gene Ontology annotation, molecular function: enoyl-CoA hydratase activity. The coding region runs from base 56 to 946 and encodes 296 amino acids. Lineage: Eukaryota; Metazoa; Arthropoda; Insecta; Diptera; Drosophilidae. The transcript is spliced from 3 exons.